Molecule: messenger RNA, 2961 nt
Organism: Darwinula stevensoni
Lineage: Eukaryota; Metazoa; Arthropoda; Ostracoda; Podocopida; Darwinulidae
Source: the annotation of a GenBank genome assembly
AUGAAAGAGUGCAAUUUCAGCCAGGACAAGGACAUGAAGAAAAAAGGAAGGGGUACUUUUGAGGAGGAAGCAACAAUUGUGGAUAACAUAGAGGUCAGAAGUGUGAAACAGUUUGACAACAGAGGCCUUGCCCUGGGCCUCAUCAUGGGAAAGAGAGACAAUAGAUAUGCAUUCAUGAACCCCAUUGCCAUGGCCCGAGCAAAAGGCUCAUCGGGACCCUCUGGCCCCACGAUCAGGGAUUAUCUCUCUCGUCAACGACCAACUUGGGAGGAGGUGAAGAAACUUCUUGAGAAGAAGAAAGAAGGCUGUAGCACAUUGGCUGCAUGGGAGGAAAAAAUGAACGAGAAACACCGUGAGGAGCUUCGCAAGCAAAGAGAACUCCUCCUUGGUGGUCAGAAUCAAAGCUGUGAAAGCAAAGAGCCUAAUUCAAAGGAGAAGAAGAAAAAAAAGAAAAAAAGGAAGAAGAAGAAAAAGAAGAAGGAUCAUGACAGUGAAAGUGACUGUGAUUCAAGCUCUGAUGAAGAGCAAUCAUCCCGAAAGCGUAAACUUUGUGACGUGGACAUUAUGAUGGGUAUUGAAAGAAAGAAUUGGAGGGACAACAUAUCAUACAGCCAAGGUGAAGGCUCUUCAGAAGAAUCAGCAACUGUCUUCCAUGUCCCCAAGUCUAACACUGAGUUUCUCAAGGUUUUACUGCGACUUCACCAUCCUUCUUUCAUCCAUCAUCUGGAGCAUUGGAAGGCUGGAGAUGAAAUCUGUAUUGCAACAGAAGAAGUCUCUGGCCUGAACCCUGCCAACAUUGCACAUCCCUUUCUCAUUGUGUCUGGUCUGGCCUCCAUCCUGGAAGCAUUGAACUUCCUGCAUACCAAGGCUAACCAGUCACAUGGAAGCUUACAAGAUGAUGCCAUUUUCAUAUCCAAGAAAGAUGGGAAGUGGAAAUUGUUGCUAGAAGGGGUUAGGAAAUCAUCACAAGAAGAGAUGCUGAAGGAUCUUCUCUCAUUUUCUGCUCUUGCUGUGGAUCUGCUCUCACCACACACUGAGAGCAUUCCAGAAGCCCAGGAUUUCAUUGAGGUGGUGUCAGAAAGUGAGACCCCUGUGUCAAUAAAGGUGCUCCAGGCACAUCCUGUCUUCCACAUUGACUACAUGCAGGUCCUCUCCUUUCUCUCCUUGUUCACUCUUAAGUCUUCUGAAGAAAGGGAGCUGUUCUUCAGGGAACUGGGAGAAAAGCUGUACAGAUUUCCAGAGGAAGUAAUAGGUCUCCAGUUGUCAGGGCUCCUUACAUCUCGCAUCCUCCUUUUGGACUCUUCAGCCCAUUCCCUCUUCCUUCCAUUCCUCCUUGCAGCUCGACCAAGUGAACAAAAGGAGGCCUGGUGUGGAGAGACACCACAGAAUGCCAUUUUUGGGCCCAGAUCCUUUCAGAAAUAUAUGAUUCCUCAUAUAUCCAAAGCAUACAUGGUGCUUGAUGCACCCAUUCGCAUUGUUCUCCUUCAGAAUCUCCCCCUCUAUCUUCAUGCUAUUUCCAAGGAUGUCUUACAAGAGUCUCUACUACCUCAGAUUUUGAUGGGGAUUCAUGACACUAAUGAUGAACUUGUGGCAGUCACAUUGAGGGCAUUGGCUGAUCUCAUCCCAUAUUUGGGUGCUUCAACUGUCAUUGGGCCAAAGAGGAAGACUUUGUUCUCAAAUGCACUACCAAAGAUGGGAAACAAGUCUCUGAAUGUGGAGGCAAUUCAGGAAGGACGAAGUUCGCCUGAUGGAGGUGAAGUCCAAAACAGUCCAUGUGUUGGACUUAUUGAUAAUCAUGUGGAGGACAUCACCACAUCCAUGCCUCUUUCUCUGAACAAAGGGAAGUCUCUUCGUUUGUCUACUCCAUCUGGGAAUGGAAGAGAUGAAAGUGCCACAGAUGCAACCACAUGGGAAAAUUGGGAAUCGCUUGCACCUGAAACUCCACCAGUUGUACCUGUGCAACCCCCUUCAAAGCUUAGUCCUAAACCUUCACUACCUAUGACAACAAGAGUAAGAACAAAGACACCUAUACUUUCAAAUAUAGAUGACGAUAUCAUCUCAUAUGACAUCAAGACGAUGGAUUGGAGGACAAAGGAAGAAGAGGAGGAUUUCUUCAGUGACAUGCAGCCAAACUUGUCCACUAAGAGAUCAUCAUCUGUGUCAAUCUCAUCAGUGUCAGAUGCACAUGGCAUGUCAUUGUCAUCUUCAGGGCCAGAUGUGGAUUUGAAGAGCAUUGAGGUGAAGUUGCGCAUGAUGGAUGAACAGGCAGAUGUGAGCGAGGAGAAAAAAAGGAUGCCUCAGCUGGACUCCAUUGUGUUGAGUUAUGAAAACAGUCUCCUUCGAGAAUCAGACCUUCAGCUGCUUGAGGGGAAGAACUGGCUCAAUGACAAGCUCAUUGGGUUCUACUUUGAAUAUCUUUAUGUCCAGGUUCUCAAGGAAAACCCCAAAGUGUGCUUCUUGAGCCCUGAAGUCACCCAGGCAGUGAAGCUUUGUUCUGUAUCUGAACUCCACAUAUUUCUGGAUCCAUUAGAAUUGCAUUUGAAGGAUAUAGUAUUCCUUCCUGUGAAUGACUCCUUGAGUUAUGACACUCCUGGGGGUUCCCACUGGUCCUUGCUUGUCUUCUCCCGAGCAAAGAAUGCUUUCUGUCACUUUGACUCAUCUAGUUCAUCAAAUCGAUCACAUGUGAACAGACUUACCAAAAAGAUAGAACCAUUUUUUAAAGUGGAAGGUGAUAUCAAAGUGGUUGACAUGAAAUGCACACAGCAGAAUAACACUUAUGACUGUGGAGUGCAUGUGAUCUGCAAUGCAGAAGCCCUAGUGAAGACUUGCAUCCAGGGCAAUAACCCCACUGCCAUUGAGAUAUGCAGCAUUGCACACGACUUGCAAGAAAAACGAAGCCAGCUGAAGGAACUUAUCAUCAGCCUCCAGAGGUUUUACCUCAAGACAAAUAUGGCCACCUAG